Molecule: messenger RNA, 5118 nt
Organism: Mugil cephalus (flathead mullet)
Lineage: Eukaryota; Metazoa; Chordata; Actinopteri; Mugiliformes; Mugilidae
Gene: gabra6b
Product: gamma-aminobutyric acid type A receptor subunit alpha6b
Exons: 10
Coding region: 516-1934 (472 amino acids)
Biological process (GO): signal transduction; regulation of postsynaptic membrane potential; nervous system process
Cellular component (GO): synapse; dendrite membrane; postsynapse
Molecular function (GO): inhibitory extracellular ligand-gated monoatomic ion channel activity; transmitter-gated monoatomic ion channel activity involved in regulation of postsynaptic membrane potential; benzodiazepine receptor activity
Source: RefSeq, a predicted model, not a curated record
AGCAAAAAAAAAAUAAGGCAAAAAAAGAACAAAAAAAAAAGCUGAGAAGAAAAAAAAUUAAGAAAUGACGCAUUCAGAAUAUCUCUGCAUGUACUGUCCACUGAUAUAACAGCACUGUAUUUGCACAAGCUCCCUUCCUCUGCUGCUCUCUCCUCGCUCUCUGUGCGCUUCUCUCCAUCGCCCGCUUCUCUUAUCAAUCAAAACGGCACAGUGACCGUCAUUAUUUCCAUCAAACGGAGAGAAAAAAAACAUCCCCUAAAUAUCCGCUGCACUUGAGACCGACGUUUUUCUUGUACAAUGCUUUGUUCUGUUAAUGUUAAAGCCCCCCUCGUCCCUCCUCUUCACUCUCUUAAAAAACUCUUUAGGUUUUUCCAGCUGAGCGAUUCAGGCUGAGGCGGGCGCAACCGCACUAGAGGGAAAGUCAAGUCGUGCUGGACUGGCGCGAUAUCCUCGCACGCUUUACAACUAGAGGAAGGACCUGGCCCGUGUUUAACCAUGCUUUUAAAUGAUGGAAUAUGCUGAUUUUAAAAGUUGACCUGGGAUUUCUAGUUGUCGGGUGUUUGCGAGGCAUGGCUUUCCUUUUAAGUUGCUUAUUUCUGUCUUGUGCGAGCAGUGUUUUGGGGAAUCAGAACGGUGAUACCAGUAUCUAUUUGGAUAACAUCACGCGUAUAUUGGAUAGGCUACUGGAUGGCUACGACAACAGGCUACGACCUGGGUUUGGAGGUCCAGUCACGGAGGUCAAAACUGACAUCUUUGUUACCAGCUUUGGACCUGUUUCAGAUGUUGAGAUGGAAUACACCAUGGACGUGUUCUUUCGUCAGACGUGGAUUGACGAACGGCUAAAGUUCGAGGGCCCCAUCGAGAUCCUGCGGCUCAACAACCUGAUGGUCAGCAAGAUCUGGACGCCCGACACCUUUUUCCGGAAUGGCAAGAGGUCGAUCUCUCACAACAUGACCACCCCCAACAAGCUGUUCCGCAUCAUGCAGAACGGAACUAUCCUCUACACCAUGAGAUUAACUAUAAAUGCAGAAUGUCCCAUGCGUCUGAUGAACUUCCCGAUGGACGGCCACGCCUGCCCACUCAAGUUUGGGAGCUAUGCAUACCCGAUAAGUGAAAUCGUGUACACGUGGAAGAAAGGACCCCAGUCUUCUGUCGAGGUGCCGCAGGAAUCAUCCAGUUUGCUGCAGUAUGAUCUCAUUGGGCAGACGGUGUCAAGCGAGAGGCUAAAGUCCAACACGGGUGAAUAUGUCAUCAUGACUGUCCACUUCCACCUCCAACGGAAAAUGGGCUUCUUCUUGAUUCAGACCUACAUCCCCUGCAUCAUGACAGUCAUCCUGGCCCAGGUCUCUUUCUGGAUUAAUAAGGAAUCGGUUCCAGCUCGGACUGUGUUUGGCAUCACCACUGUCUUGACCAUGACGACCCUCAGCAUCAGCGCCCGCCACUCCCUCCCCAAAGUCUCCUACGCCACAGCCAUGGACUGGUUCAUUGCCGUUUGCUUUGCCUUCGUCUUCUCGGCCCUGAUCGAGUUUGCGGCCGUCAACUACUUCUCCACCCUGCAGGCCAACAGGGAGCUGCGGAAGGCAGCGGCCAUGAAGGUGGCAGCUCAGGAGGCAGCGGCCGCCGCUCCGCCUGCAGCCGCAGGGAACGACGCAGAGGUGUCAUCGGUGGAUGCCAGCAGUGUUCUGAAGAAGAGGAUGAACUCUGCCCCGCUGUUUGACCGGCCUGCCAAAACAUUUCCCAACCCACCUGUCAAUGCCCAAGCUUUCCUGCAGCAAGGCUCAGCCGUGCCGGCCAACAACGUUCUCACUGGCACCAGCAUCAUCGACAAAUACUCCCGCAUCCUCUUUCCCCUUUCGUUCGGCGCCUUCAACCUGGUCUACUGGAUCGUCUAUCUUACCAAGGACACCAUGGAGAUGUCCAGGGACACCAUCUAAGCCCAGAGUUUGUCUUCCUGGAAAUCUCAUAAACACACUUUUGUACACAGAUGCAAAAGCAUGCACACAUUCACGUAAUACACAGAUGACUGACGUUUUGCCAAGCACCCUUUUAUGCCGCCUCAGUGCAUUGUAUUUCUUUUUAAGUAUCCCCAUGGAAAGUGAGUGUUUCAACAGCAGAUGUAGCUGCUCCUAUUGAGACUUGACCAUGGAGCUCAAAGCUAUGGGGGCGCAAGGCUCUGGAACCAUUUCAAACAGCUACUACAUUUCACUGCCGCUCUCCUUUAUUUAUGUCCCUCCACUCAUAUUUGAAAGUAAAAAGUUUUUUUUUUUUUAUUGUCCAGUGAGUGUACCUUGCCUGAGUGGAGUCCAGCUAGGUUGCAGAGCCAGAGUCACUACACAUACCGGCUUUUUUGUUCGUAUUUAUUUUACGUGUUAUGUGGAACAUGCAUGCAUUUCCGGAAACUAGAGUGAUUCUGCAUGUGUGUUUGAAGUGACACGUUCCCCGCCCUGAUAUUUUAGAACACACUGGAGGGAAUGAGCGUACACCAUGUCCUGACUGGAUCCAUUGUGACUGACUGACUUGCCAGAAAUGUCUCUCUCUGACUGCCAGCUCUUCUUUCCACUCUUUUCCACUUUUUUUUCCCUCCUCUUCCCCUAACAACACACUAUUUUUUGGUUCAUUGGCUUAAUUUCCCUCUGCUGAUGGAGGACAGAGGCAAAAUCUUCAAAAGGGUUUAUGCGCAGUGUUCCACAGAUGCAUUGGCCGGGUUGAAUAUCCACCGUCACAUGGGCGUGUGGAUACAGAAACAUGCACACGAGAUCAAAAUAUACACUUCGUAGACACUUUGUGCACACAAGCCACCCACUUACACUUCAUGUUUUCUAUAAUUACAUGUCCUAGAUUUGCAACAGAAAUUGGUGCAGAGUUGAACGGCGACCAAAAUUAACUAGAAAUAUACAGAAACACACAUAAUCUUCCUACAGGAGCAAAAAGUUUAAAUUUGACAGACAGUAUGAGUUGACAGAAGAGCUGCAUAAGCUAUGACAGUAUAUAAAUAUACAUAUAUGUAUUAAUAAGUGAGGUGACGAAAGACAGAAAAAGUCUUCAUGAGCCCUAGCAACAAACCUUUGUUUUAUUUAUUUAGUUUUUAUAUAGAUGUAAAUUGUUUAUUGUGCUCAUUUUAAUUGUAGUUAAAGGAUUCCUGCACUGGUUGCCAAUUAUUUCGUCCUGGUUUUCAUUAAAGAAGCUGCAAAAAAUAGAAAAUUAAACCUGUCAUCAUCAAUUAUACAAAAUGUCAAAACAUAUUCAUUAAUACUCCACUUGUGUGGAUUUGCAUAUGAUUAUGCACUCCUUCCAAUUAAGUAGAGAGGGUGACAUGUUAAAGCCACGUGGCGUCUAAAUAUAAGCUGGUGUGUUUACGUCUUCAUGACAUCCAUCAUCUAUGGAGAUGUUCUCAUUAAAGGUGUCUCUUAUUAACACGCCACAAAAAAAAACAAAAAACAUUACAGUAGGGAAAACAGUGGGUUUGCGUGUGGCUUGAUUUGGAUGUCCUCACCCAAAACUCUUUUUUUUUUUUUUUUCCAACUAAUUGUUCCCGUGUUGUUACACAGUUUUGCACAUAAUGAGAGUUUGUAUUUUAUAUGUUUGGCUUUGGUUGAUUUGCAAACAGACCAGUAUGUUUGAGCUCGGUCCAACAGCACAGGUAUAUUAAUUCAAUAAUAACAGGAAAAAUAUGCAAUGUUUGUAAUAUAAUAACAAAAAAAAAAUGCAAUAUGGACUCUGGCUGGACCCCAACGAUAUUGCAAAACUUUUACGGACUAGCUGCGACUUAGCGGCUCGAGAACAUCAGUACUGGACAAUUCUUCAAACCCUGGGAUAGCGUCCAGCGCCAAGGAUUCUGACUUGUUGCUUUGUACAAGAUUUCUGCAUGGCAGUUGAGUUAUAACCAAGGUAAGGCUACUAAAACACGCCGGAAAGAUUUUUUGCAAAGACUGUGGCUACACUUUAAUAGCAGGUCUGUGGAAUGACAGAGAGUCUGAUCUUCCACAUGGAAAUCUAAUGUGCGAGGCUUGGACUCGAGAGUGUGAUUCAGAUCUUUGUUCGGUUGACACUGAACUGAAGUGUAAAUAUGGCUUAGUGUUGUAAAUUAUGGAGUGCAAAGGAUGUAUUUAUUUUAAGGCCUGCUGUUGCAUGUUUGUCUAUUUUUUUUUCCACAUAUACACGAGAGGAAGAAAAAGGAAGAACAGUGGUGUAUCUUCCUGCGUUCUCCCUUUCAUUCAUCACCCACCUCCCUCUCCGUCUUCAGGCGGAGGAUGAAGAGAUGGGGCUUUUCAAACUGUAUUGCUCUGCACUGUAGGUAAACCUGACUGCCAGUGAAUUCAGAUGGCUAAGGAACUACUGGCUAAAACCCCAGCGGAGCCUCGGAGCGCUAACGACCUUCCACCUCCAGCAGAAUAAACUUCAGUCGAAUAGUCAAACAGAAAUAAACAGCAGUGUGUGUGUGUGUGUGUGUGUGUGCGCACGCGAGCGUACCUUUUCUAGAUGACUGAGCUUGUUUGCUUUUAUCAUUGAUCUGCACUCUGACCCCAGCCUAGCUGCUCAGCUUCAUCACACCACCACCGGAGCCACACAUGCAUGACCUCCGACCCUCCGUGUGCUUGUUAGGGUUGCUGAAUGUAGACUGUUGUGAAGUCCGCAGAAUAUAGAAUUCCAUUGCUAUGGCGACUGCGGCCACAAAUUGCCCCACGGUCAUUUUUUAUUUCAUCCCACGAGCAUGGGCUUUGUUGACUCCUUAUUUAAGACGAUGAAUGCUCAGUGUUGUUAUUUCUACGUGUAUAUUUUGUGAAUACGAUUAAAGCGUCCGUGUAGGUUUCUAUUUGUACUCGUGCUUGAGGAUCGGCUGCGCCGCGUGAACCAUUGGCAGCGGUUAAAAUGACAGAUUACAGCUUUUUAUUUUAGUACUUUGGCUCCUCCACGUUUGCUCCUUGUAAACUUUACUCGCCAUUAGUUCUUAUUGUAGAAGAAGGUGGGCUGUUUUUACAGAAAACGAUGUUGGUAUAUUGAGGUCUUUUGUUAAGAAAGGAACUCCUACUACCUUUCCCACUGGAUUGUAUAUGAUUUUGUUCAAUAAAGCAAGAGUAUGUAUAUAUAAAUAUAUAUACAUAUACAUUCUCUCUUCCA